Amphimedon queenslandica is the source of this 10167-nucleotide messenger RNA. RefSeq lists its product as uncharacterized. The record is from RefSeq and is a predicted model, not a curated record. Bases 34 to 10167 code for a protein of 3377 amino acids. Lineage: Eukaryota; Metazoa; Porifera; Demospongiae; Haplosclerida; Niphatidae. The transcript has 4 exons.
UCUCUCAGCUGACAAGAGAAGAAGCCUAAAGUUAUGGAUGGUGAUGGGCCUGAUGGCGAGUCCUUUGGUCAAAGGAGGCCUCCUUUGUAUGAGAUGAUUAAGAAUAUAUUGAGGGAGUACCCUAGUGGACAAAUAUUUAAAGAGAUAAUACAAAAUGCUGACGAUGCUCGGGCAACUGAGGUCAAAUUCUAUUUGGAUUGUCGGGAACUACAAACACUCCCACCUUCACUUAUAGCAGCUGAUAGUAGUGCUAAGCAGCAGCUGCUACAACAGUUCACUGGACCUGCUUUGAUUUCCUAUAACAAUGCUCCUUUCAGGAAAGAAGACUGGGAGAGUAUACAGAGUCUUCAGCAGAGUGGUAAAGCCAAGAAUCCACACAAAGUUGGAAAGUUUGGAAUUGGAUUUAAUUCUGUUUAUCAUAUUACUGACCUACCAGUUAUCCUGAGUCAAAACUAUUGUGGAUUCUUGGAGCCACAGGAAAGAGUGUGGAAGGGAGAAUCAGGUAAAGGAUUUUACUUAGAAAAGUUAACAAAUAAAUAUCAAGAAGCACUGGAACCCUUUGAUGGUCUUUGCGGUUUUUCAAAGCAUAACCCGAGCUACCAGGAAAAGACCUUGUUCAGGUUUCCUUUGCGUAACAUAGAAUCAAAUCUUUCCAGUGACAUGUACACCAUUGAUAAGCUUCAUAGCCUGCUUCACACAUUAAAAGAAGAAGCCCAGUAUUUAUUAGUUUUCCUAAGAUCAGUUUGCUCAAUUGAAAUAUGUAAAAUCACUGAGAGCAAUGAGACAGUAUCGUUAUUUAAAGUCAGUGUGAGUCAGAGAGAUUAUGAGUCGCGAUUAUCUCAACAGAAACAGUUAAUCAGUCGCAUUGAAUCAACAUUUACUGGUCAAUCACAGUAUAGCGUACGUGAUAUCAUCAAAGAUGUAUCACGUUUUAAUAUUGAGAAAAUUGAUCAUGGUACAGUCAGUAAUUACGACUGGCUAGUUGUUAAUCAGAUUGGUAGCAAUGACAAUGAUGUUAUGCAAUUGGCAGAGAAGCAGCAUAUUCUUCCUUGGGUUGGCACAGCUAUUGAUUUAAAGGAUCCUACAUGUAUUGCAAACGGACGUAUUUUCUGUGUGCUGCCUCUACCUGUUGAAGAUCAGGCACCUUUUCAUGUUCACGUUAAUGGAACAUUUGCUAUUAGUAGUAACCGCCGCUCUCUGAAAUGGGAAGCACAAGAAAGGAAAGGAGAUGAAGAGGGAACUUGGAACAAGUAUUUAGUGGAGAAAUGUCUUCCUUCGUGUUACUUCAAGUUAGUUUCUGAGCUGAUGGAGUUGCUGAUUGAUCCUAGCACAGUGUACAGUUGUUGGCCUGACAUCAUAAGAGUCAAUGGUACCCCAUGGUCUGGCGUAUUGGGUCCAUUUUACCAGUUACUAAAGCUGUUAUUUAAAGGAAUGUCGGAGAGCCAUGGACCAGCAUUGAUUGUCCACAAUAAUAGGACAUUCACCAAAGAGGACUUUGAAAACAUAACCAAACUGGCCGGUGCUACGAAAGCUAACCAGCCACUCAAAAUUGGUAAAUUUGGUGUUGGUUUUUGCUCAGUAUAUCACAUCACUGAUGUACCUUCCUUUGUUAGUGGUAAGUGGUUGUAUAUAUUUGAUCCAACACUUAAAUACCUUAAAGGUGUAGUUCGUAAUGAGAGCAGACCGGGUAAAAAAGUUCAGUAUCAGUCUAAGUUUUUAGCUCAAUCUCAACAAAUGGCUCCUUAUGAAAAUUUGUUUGGUUUCAAAUCUACUGCCAAUUACAAUGGUACCAUUUUCCGACUUCCUUUUAGAACGAGUGCCAGUCAAAUUAGCUCUACAAUUUAUGAUGAGCAUCUCAUACAAAAAAUGAAAAAUGACCUUAUAGUAAAUGGCUCGAAGCUACUUCUUUUCCUACAGAAUGUUAAGCGUAUAACUUUUCGCUCAAUGCAAGAGGAUGAAGUAUGUAUUAGCAGUAUCAAUGAAGAAAAUGGCAUUAAACAUUGCAUAACUAAUUCUCCUGCUAACAACUCAGUUAGUGAAUAUUGGUUAGUAUCUCAACAAAAUGAGAAGUUACAAGCACGAGGAGGUGACUACCAGCCUGGAACUGCAUCUAUAGCUUGCCAGCUGGUUAAGGACAAAUCAAGUUUUGAAUGCAAAGCAAUUGAAGGUAGUGUGUUUUGUUUUCUUCCACUUUCACUGCCUUGCACUGGCCUACCAGUCCAUGUUAAUGCUAACUUUGCUGUGAUGAGUAACAGGAGUGGUAUCUGGACUGGAGCUUCAUCUGGAGAGCCUUCUGAUUCAAGGGAGUAUUGGAAUAAGAAGCUGACGACUACAAUCAUACCAAAAGCAUACUGCAAAUUGUUAAAAAUGCUUAAAGAAAUGUGUGUUGUAGGGAGUCUGGUAUCAUAUGAAUUUUAUGUUUUGUGGCCACUAAGUAAUGAGCUACAAAUGAAAUAUCCAUGGGAGGAUAUGAUUCCUGUUCUGCUUAAAUUAAUAUCACGCGAAAGCUUGUUUUACUCCAGUUCAACUCAUCAGUGGUUGACAUUAAAUGAAUCCCAAUUCAUUACUUCACUAUUUGGAUCAAGUGAUUAUACUUCAUUUGAUAAAGCUGCCUCUGUUCUACAGCUACCAGUGGUUUCAUUGCCAAAAUCUUAUUUAGACGAGUUAAAAGAUACAGCUUCCAUAAUUAGUGAGAGUGAGUUUACUACUAAGUUUUUGAACAACAUUGACUUAUUUUCUGACUGCUUUGAAACUCGAAACAAAAUUCUCCUUGUUAUUCUUUCAGCUAUUGGAUCUGAUCCUGGUAAAUACACUGAAUGCACAAUUGAGUUUAAAAGAGUUCCUUCAAUUCCUACUUCACCCAAUGGAACUGCCCUCAAAUUAGCCAAUGAGCUAGUUGAUCCUAUAGAAUUUCAAGACAUGUUUGAUCCAGAAGAUGGCAUCUUUCCAUUGCAUGACUUUUAUGAUAACCCUCUAGUACGUGAAGCAAUGAUUAAGCAACUUAAUUUAAUGACUACCGCUAUCUCAUGGGCUGCAAUCAUCAGCAGUGCCAAAACCAUUAAGUUACUAUUUGAUAGUGACAAAAACAAAAACAAAGCACUUAGAAGAGUAAGACGUAUCAUCAAAUCUAUUGACCAAACUACAUACAUGUAUGAAAGUUGCCCUGAUGAUGCUCUUAAAUCUGUUCCUUUUCUACCAGUGCUACAGAUGCCUGAAAAUUACAUUUUGCCAUGGAAAGGAAAUGGCAACACAAUUUUGCCACCUUCAGAAGUUUUAGCUGUGAGACACAGCACUGAUUUGUGGAAGGUUGGCAUUAUUGCUGGAAGCCAGAAAGCUAUUGUUAACAUUGAUUUUAUGGAUGGAUAUGGUUUAAUUUCAAAUCACGUGUUACAGCUAUUAGAAAUUUCUACAAAGCCAACACUUGAUGAUGUUUUAAACCAUUUUCAGCUUUUAGUUGAGCUAAUGGCAGGUGAGAAUAGCAAGCAAUUUCUUCAAACAGAAGCUUCCAGGUCUCAUAUACAUGCUAUAUGUCAAAAUGUAUAUGAAUUUUUUGAAAAAUUACCAAAAACAGAGAUUGAAGAAAAAUUGAGCUAUUAUUGUGAUAAGCCAUUCAUAUGGAAUGGUAAAGAAUUUGUAGCUCCAUCUAAUGUUGCAAAGAACUGGAAAAGAGAAGGAGGUCCAAUUUUGUACAAAAUUCCGGCCAUUAUGUCAUUAAGAAAGAAUUUGCAAGAGGUACUCCAUAUCCAGGAUAACUUUGAUCUACAUAAGCUGUUGGAUACUUUAGCUGAAAUGUACCAAGAAUAUAAUCAAAAUCCAUUGCCACCUGACUUUCAUGAAUUUAUUGAUUUAUUAAUGUCAGAAUUAGUUUCAGCAAAAGGUAACUGUGAAGGAAGAAAACAGAUAAUAUUAGUUGAUCAAAAUUAUAUCUUACGUCCAAACACUGACCUCUAUUACAAUGAUGCAAAGUGGCUUAAAAUUGAAAAAGAUAAAUAUCACUUUAUUCAUAAGAAUAUGACAAGUCACAGAGCAGAAUUUUUUAGGGUAGAAUUCUAUCGAAAUAGAUACUUGGACAAUUUUGAAGGCACAAAUUUUGGUCAGUGGGAGGACCUAACUCAGAGAAUUAGUAAUAUUUUACGAGACUAUCCACUCAAUGAGAGCUUUAUUAAGGAGCUUCUACAAAAUUCUGAUGAUGCAAAAGCAAAUAGAAUGUGUGUAAUAUUAGAUAAGAGACAGCAUGGUAAAGAAACAACUCCUUCAGAAGACUGGAGUGAUGAUUUACAAGGUCCUGCUCUCUUAGUAUGGAACGACACUGACUUUACUGAUAAUGAUUUGAUAGGUAUACAAAAGCUUGGUCUUGGCUCUAAACGAGAAGAUGAUGAAUCAAUUGGUCAGUUUGGCAUUGGUUUUAAUGUUGUUUAUCAUGUGACUGAUUGUCCUAGUUUCAUAUCAAGAAAUAAUAGUAUUCUAUGUGUUUUUGAUCCUCACUGUCGAUAUGUGCAAGGAGCAAACAAAAGGUAUCCUGGAAGGCAGUAUAAAGACCUUAACAAUGGCUUUUGGGAGACGAUGAAAGACUUACGAAGUGCUUACCUUCAAGACCCUAUUCCUAAUCAACCUGAAUAUUUGAAAACUGGAACUCUCUUUCGGUAUCCUCUUAGAUCAACAGAAAGUCUUGUACAAAAAUCAGAAAUUUUAGAGAAUAAAGAAGUUCACUCUUCAGAAGUUAUGAAUAAAAAGCUUGAUGCAUGGGUCAUCAAGAUUGAAGAAGCACUUUUGUUCCUGAAUCAUGUUGCACAGUUUGAGUAUUAUGUCAUUGAGAGUAGUGAGUGUAAGUUCAAUUUAAAAACUAAGUAUAGUGUGACUAUGAGUGAAACUGCAUCAGACAAUCGUCGUAAUUACCAGUCUUAUUUGACUCAGCAGUCUAUAUUGAGAAAGUCACAAAAAACUUGUAUUCCUAAAGUUUUUACAUAUACCCUCACACUUCACAGUGAAGACAAUCGUUUUAUUAGUGCUUUUAAACAGAAAGAACAGGAGUGGGUUAUUCAACAGGGUGUGGGUGAUUUACUCAAAUCAGACCAGCAAUGGCAGUUUAUGGAUCAUGUUCUACCUAAGCAUGGCUUGGCAGUUCCUUUGAAGCCAAUGCCAUACUUUUCAGGAAAAAUUUUCUGUUUUUUACCACUGCCUAUUAAUUCUAAACUUCCUGUUCAUGUAAAUGGUCAGUUUGUUUUGAGUAGCAAUCGUCGUGCAUUAUGGAAGGGAGGAGAUGAUGAGUAUAGUGAUAAAAUUAAUUGGAAUAAACAAAUGGUGGAAGCAAUAGCUUCAUCAUAUGUUCAUUUUCUUACAGAAUUGAGACAUCUUGUCAUUAUUGACUCUGGCUACAGUGAUAGGGAUGAUUUUUAUGCUGCUGUUAAUAGAUAUUAUCAAUUGUUUCCAUACUGGAUGUCAUCAAGAGUUUCUAAAGAUAAAACAAGUAGCAAUGCAUCACCCAAUGUCAGUGUUGAAGGUUUACCUGUAAUAACAUCACCGUCAUUUAGUAAUACUGGAACUACUUCUCAAUCCGUUACUGUAAAGAAAGAAAAAAUACUUGAUCCACAAUGGCUGUCUCUAGCCGAAUCAGUCUUUUCCAAGCUUUGGACAAUGAAUGUUGAAAUACUGGUAGUUGAAGCAUAUGACAAGAGCAUUAUAAAACCUAAAUGGCACAUACUUCACAAUGACACUGACCCAUUCUCUCAAGUUUAUUUUCAACCUCAACUUGGUCCACAAUCAAAAAAUGUAUUAUCAAUCCUGAGAAAGAUAGGUAUGACACUCACUUGUGCUUCCAAAGUCUUACACAAGCACUGUAAGAAAUUUGGAUCUUUCAUUGCUAAACCAAAUCAAACAUUUGAUUUCUACAAGAAAUUUCAUCCAAGCAUAGUCAGCUUCAAUUCUGAACCUGUCUCAUCUACUCGUUUUGUAACGGAACAAAAUCUUUGUGACUUCUUGAAAUACAUAAUGAAAAAAUCUGAAAGCAGUGACAAUGUUGAGUUUUUUGAGCUUCCAUAUGAUUUACCACUAUUAUUAACAGCAGACAGUUGCAUUAGAUUGUUUAAAGAAAAUAAUAAAGUCUUUUGCAGUAAGCAUUCUGAUCACUUUCCAAAUAGUGCUAGUGCUUUUUUACAUCCUAAUAUGCUAAAACUGAAAAUGUCUCCCUCAUACUUUUUACAAAAAGGAGAGGUUAAUUUUACUUGUGUUAAUGAAAUAUUUAAUGCAAACUUACCAUCAGAGCUGUCCCAUUUUGAAGUAGAUUGUCACAUAAUAGACAGAUCUACAUUGGAGGCCCUGUGGAUUUGCUUGUCAGAUGCUAGAGAAAAUUUUCAUCAGCACCAGAAAGAAUUGGUUAGACAUUGGGCUUUGUUGCCAUCAAUCAGUCAUCUUCUCUAUCGAUCAGAUUCUCCAGUACUACCUAUUAGUCAAAGUAUUAGUGAAGAAGCAGAAAAUGAAUUAAGUUUAAAAAGAAUUUUAUUUGAUAUUCUUCAUAUUCCUAUACUUGAUGUGACAGUGCAUUACAAUGCUUCCAAAUACUGUCCUGUACUUUCUGACUAUGACAAAGUAUUUCGAGUGAUAUAUAACAAGCAAAAUCAAUGCAAUUUUGCAGAAAGUGCUGAGUUAUCUGAGGAAGAUAUUAAUAUUUUAUUGUGCUAUUUCAGUAGAACUACUUUCAGAUACACCCCUGCAAUAAAAAACCAGAUCAAAUCUUUCCCUAUAUUUAAGACAGUAAGUGGGGUAUUUACGUCAUUGUUGGGAAAAAGUGUGUAUUUAUGGCCAAAUGGUGGCUUUUGUUUGGCUGGAUAUGAGAAGUGGGCCUUGUUGGAAAAUGUUUUGUUUCUUGAGUACAAUGGAUCUUGGAAAAAUUUAUGCGGAGAUGAUUUUAAAAUAUUAGGAGAAGUUCCUGAUAAGAAAGAAAUAUACUGCAAGCUAGUUUUUCCACACUUUGCUGAACUAACGAAGGAAGAAAGAAAACGUCACCUUGAAUAUAUCAAAGAUUAUCUUCUUGAUGAGGCUAUGUUUCAGCUUGACAGCAGUAAUUAUGAAGUGCAAGCACUUGCAAGAAAAUUUUUAAUUGAUUUGAAGGCAUUAAAAUGCCUUAGUCAUAACGACAUUUUAUUGAAUAUUGCUAGUUUUUGUGAUCACACUAUGCCUAUAUUCACUACUUUCCCUGAGCAUUUUUAUUUCAUAAGUGAUGAUUAUCAUUCAGAUGAUUGGUUAAAGUUCUUUCGUAAACUUGAUUUACAAGUGAAGAUAGAUUUUGAUACUUUUGUUAAAUUAUCUGAGCAAGCUGAAAGUGGCAAUCAUCCUGAUUUACAUAAAGCAACAGAUGUUCUUUUCUCUUAUGUCUUCUCAGAAGCUGCUAAACCAUGGCAUAGCAAUGAAUACAAAUUGUCUAAGAUUGGUGACAUAAGAUUUGUUAAAACUAAAAAGCUUAAACGGUUUACCUGGAUCAAAGCUCCUUGCAGUCCACCACAUGAAUAUCAGUCACAAAAUAUUGGUCUGACUAAGCUCAAUGAAGCUGUUCUUUAUGAAAAUGCACCACUGAUAUGGACUGUCAAACCAGUCAUUGCCAUACCUAUUCCUCCACCUAACAUGAAUGCUACUGAAGCAUUAGAUGUUUUUGAGAAGCUAGGAGUGAUAUUAGAUCCAGAUCCAAAAGAUGUUUACCAGAAUAUCAUUAAUAUUUCACGAACAAGCUUAGCAAAUUCAAAGUUGUUUUCAACUUAUGAUCCUUCUCUUGAAUAUUUCGAUGAAAUAAAUCAGGCUGAUAUUUUUAGCAUCAUUUUUAAAAUUAUUCAGUACUUACAUAAAAAUAAAAAAACUGAACUCCUUCAAACGCUAACUGAUGUACCCUGCAUACCAGUUCAUGCUGAUGAAACAAAUAGUAGAAAGCCUAUUCUUGUUAGACCACAACAGGUGUUGAGUUCAACAGCAGCCAUGGAUUUUUUCCCAUACCUUCAUUAUGUUCCAACAAAGUUAUUUGGCAUAUUGGAUGCUUUAAAUAUUAUGGGUGUUAGUAAUAAGCUAGAAUUGAGACACAUCAACUAUAUGCUAAGACUGAUGAAUGAAUUUUAUUCCAGGGAUGCUAUUGCUGAUCCAAAUGAAAUACGUCGUAUUAGAAAAGCAAUCAUCAAGCUUUAUGAUCUACUUCUGGACAGAGACAUAAAAAAAUCCGAUAAAAUAUCGCAGCUUGAAUUAUUGUGCCUACCAUCUCAAAUAAAUCGUUCAUAUUUUAAAUUAGUUCCAUCAAAGCAGCUUGUUUUUAAAGACACUAUAAGAUUUAGUCAGAGUGGUUUAAGGCCUGAUAGUUUUUCUGAAUCAUCAUAUUUUUUGUUCAAAAUUCCUUCAAUUGAUAUUGGAAUCAAUAGCGAAUUCAUCAGAGAAAUGGAUUUCUGCCUACAGCUACCAAAAAGUAUUAGACCAAUUGGUCUCUCUCUCUGUGUCCAUGAGACAGUUGUUGAACUUAGCAUAACUAAAGAAAGUCCAUUGGUUCAACAUUUUGCCAAAUUUCAGAAACUGUUUCCACAAAUAGUUGAGCACCUUCCAAAGAUAAUCCAUAUAUAUGGAAGUGAACAUGAAAAGGCAAAUUUUGUAACAAAGUUACAAGAAAUAUUGACUAAAAUGAGUGUGGUGGCAGCUGUUGACCUAUGUGUAAGAGUGAGACUAGGUGAAGACACUGAAUCUAUUGGAGAUUUUAAAGUUGGUUACUCUCUUCAGAAGAACAAUGAAGCCUACACACUCUAUGUAGAUAAAGAAAAUACAUCUGGUCCAAGCCUCUGGCCUGAAAUGGCUCAAACUAUUUGCAUAGAAAUUAGCCGUGCACUUGACUGUGAUUUGGUAAAAUUCUUCCAUUGCAGGAGUGUUCUUAGUCAAAUACUUGCAGUACAAACAGCAAGUGACAUGGAAGCAUUAGUAACUAAUGAAAAAUUUUCAGUAAUUGAUAAUGAUGAUGUGGGAGAUGAUUAUAUUCCAAGAAUUGGUUGUCCUAUACCAGAUGCAUUAUUAAGAAUGCUUUCGCAAGAUAUAAAUCAUAUUUUAAGGCCACAAGAUCUAGUUGGGUAUGAAAAAGCUGUAGAUCAUUACAUAUGGGCUAUGAUACUUCAUCCUGUUAACAACAAUUUGAGAUCAGAUGAACUUAGACUAAAACGAUAUGUGAUAAUGUGGUCUGAAAGUGAAGAGCCUAUUGAAGUAUCAUCUGUUUACUUAUACAAGUUUGUAGCUGAAGAAAUGGUUGAAAUGAGCUUGGAGACAGCUUUAGUUGCUUCAGAAGGUGGAUCAUCUGAGCUUCAGCUGAUUAAAGAUAGCAAAGAGCUGCUUGCAAUAAAGAGAAAAAUUGCUAAGGAACUAAAGCUCAUAUGGAAUUCUGAUCUCACUAAAGAUGAAAGGAAGAAAGCAGUGCGUAGGAUGUUUCUAAAAUACCAUCCAGAUAAAGUAUCAAGUAGUAAUAAGAGUCUUUAUGAAGAAGCAUUCAAAUAUUUACUUAGACAGCUUGAGCGACUAGAGAAAGGACUACCACUAGAAGAACCAGAAGAAGAAGAAACAGAAGAUGAUGACAAUAAGUCAACUUAUUGGCAUGAUUAUUAUUACAAGUGUAAGGAUGAUAUCAGUAGAUCAAGUUAUGGAAGAGGAGGAGGAGGAUGGAGUGGUGGUGGUGGAGGGGGAGGUGGAGGUGGUGGAUGGUGGGCCUACAUUGCUCCUAAACCUGAUGAAGUUGAAGCUCAACGCUGGCUCAGACAAGCAAAAUCUGAUCUUGAAGCUAUGAGAAUCCUACGAAAUUCUCUUCGUGAAAAUUGUGGUGUGUCUUGCCAAGUUUCUUUUAUGGCACAUGAAGUUGUUGAAAAAGCAUUGAAAGCUGGAAUGUAUAAAUUAAUAGGUAUUAAUCCUUCCAGUGAAUCACUAGUUCAUCAUUGCCUAGAAAGGCAUGCUCGUGCUUUAUCAUCUGAAAAACCUGGCCAGCUUGAGGAACUACCAAGAAUGGCAUCCAAAAUGGAAAAAAUAUAUCUUGAAUCUAGGUUCCCAAAUAAGUAUGAUAAACCAACAGCACCAGUCGAUGUGUAUCUUCCUGAUGAAGCCAGAAUUAAUGCUGAAAUGGCUGAAGUAAUUUACAUGCUUAUAGAGAAAAUUGUUACAAAUCAACUUUAG